CGUUUAGUUAUUUUACUUAUCUUGUCUAUAUCUUUUUGAAUGGACACCGAACAGAGGCAUGGGUUCUUCGAUCUAUCUGUGAACAACACAGCGGAGCACCCUCGCCUCUCUCAGUUAUUUUCAACUCCCAGUCGCCCCAAUUCUAUUUACGAAAAUGAAGACAGAACUGACACUCGCAGGAACGAAAAGGAACCGGGAGGUCAUGUCACCUUUCCUCCAAAACUCGAACAACGAUUCAAUCCUCCCAAUCCGCAAGGUUGUGAUCAGGGUUCUGAUGAGGAUCAGAACCCGGAUCCGUUGCCCACAAGAACCGAACGAUUGCUGGAAUACCUGCACGAAAAAUUUCCCAGUCGAGUCGUACGAAGGGUCCUCAAAUGUACAAUUGCUUACUUUGUUUCUACGCUGUUCAGCCUGUUUCCCCAGAUUGUCCAGGCGCUCGGGCCGGCCCCGUUUCUCGUUACCACGGGCAUGCUGUUCAGUCACCCUGGACGCAGCAUGGGAGCCCAAUUUGAUGCCACGGUGACGGCCGUUCUUGGUGUCGUACUCGCUGUCUUGUACGCAUUUGCCGCUUUAGCUGCUUCCACCGCUUACAACGUCCGACAUAUGGACACUUACACGGAUAAUCCAGUGGGCCUCACUGUCAACGCCAUCUUUUUGUUUUGUGGCAUUUUUGGCGCGCAAAUGCUUCGACAAAUGUUGCCCAAGUUCCAUUUUUUCUCUUUGCAAUUUAUGAUUGUUCAGAUUUUUAGCUUGACUCGUGGCGUCAAUCUAACAUCAGUGCCAUUUCAUUUACCUCUUGAUUUCGGAAUUCCGCUCAUGAUCGGGGCUGGUCUAUCUUUAGUGAUCAACCUCUGCAUAUGGCCAGAAACAGCUGUCGACGGCCUUGGACGAGCGUUAAAUGAAACCUUUUCCAGUAGUCGAGACAUGCUUGAUAUGAUCACCCGUCAAUUCUUUCUGGAUCCGCAAAGCGACAUGAUGACCCCUGACAAGAUAGACGAAGUGGCCGCCAAACUAAGAACGGGAAUGACCAAAGUCAAAUCAGCUUACCGUGAAGCAAAGUACGAAAUAUCGAUUGCCUGCAUUCGCCCCCAGGAUCUCGGCACUAUCCGCAAAAGUCUGGACCGAAUGACUCGACAUUUAAAUAUUCUUGGUGGAUGCGUUAAAUCAGAACGUGAAUUGUUUGAAAGCGCUCUUGAAUUUUUGGCGGCCGAAAUGAGUGAUAUGGAAAGUGAAGACGAUUUACGAAGCGUAUAUACGAGCGGUGAGGAAGAUCAAUCCAGCAGUCAUCGGAGAUCAGGAUUACCAAAAGUCUACAGCGAGGAAGAUUUGCAUCUUUUGAAGGCAGCAUUACGUGCGACUACCGAUUACACGCAGACAGGAAAAUAUACUAGUCCACGAUCAUCACGCGCCCCUUCGCGCCGCAAUUCUAUUGAUGACGACGACGACGAAUCCGACCAUCACCAACGCUCAGUUACUUCUUUUAAAUCGUUUCUCAAUUUAUCCAAACUUUCCAGGCCUAAACCCAAACCUCCGCGCAAAUCGAAAAAGCAGAUCGAGUAUGGAACUCGCCAUCUUUUGAUGACCUAUCUCGAAAGCCUGCGUGAUCCUUUAAUGCAGUUGUCACUGGAGUGCACUGAAGUGAUGGCGUGUGUUUCUUACGGCAUUCUCGACGAAUUGGACAUGCAUGAUGAAACUAACAAGACAACUCACAAAUCCUUGGCUGCCUAUCUGCGACAUCUCUUCAAAUUAGGACCAAAACGGGCCGAAUCCAUCAACUCGCAGCUGGCAUUGCAUCGCGAUCAUUGUAAUUGUGCUCAGACGAUUCGGGACGCUAUUCGAGAGUUUGACGAACAAGAAAAGAAGCGAAUGCAAGCUCUAUACCAAUCAAACCAAUCUCGCAACAAUGGCGCAUUGGAUCUCGGUAUGCGCGAGGAGUUAUUCCUUGUAUUCUUUUUCAUCUUCACGCUGCGAGAAGUAGCCAAUGAGCUGGAAAUCAUGACUAUCAAUAUGGACGAACUGCGUUCGAACUCUCGGAAGCGCGGAAGAGAAGGAAAACGACGUCGAAGACUUUACAUGCCGCAGAUCAAUGUGAAAUGGUGGAAAAAGUGGUCAGCAUGGAACAAUCAUCAAAGCAUGCGCGACAAAGGCGGUUAUGCCUACGCCAGUUUAAUUAGAGCUAUGCCCAACGAUGAGCGGACGCCUGAUGCUCAUGAUGAAUAUCGCCUCGCCAAAAUCCAGACAACCGGUAGCCUAAAGCGUCAAGUGACAAGAAGAGGGUCCAAACUUGCCAGAGCUCCUUCGCAUGAAAGUAGCACUAUUGCACCCACAACCCCUAUCCGCCGUCGAGCAGUCAAUAGAAUGUCACGAUCCUCAGACGCAACUACUUCGCCCACAACCCCAGAAACCAUCAAUGAGAAAAAUGUAUCUUUUGACCCAGAGGCGCAAGACUAUGAAAAGCAAGCAGAGGAAAAGACACCUGUCUUUUUGCAUAUUCGUUACAACAUCUGGAAAUAUCUUCAAUACGUCAAGCGGUACGAGUUCAAAUUUGCAAUGAAAAUGGCCGUGGCUGUUUCUGUAUUGUGCUUGCCUGCAUUCGUUCCCUCUUCAAUGGCUUGGUUUCGAAGCGUUCGUGGUCAAUGGGCUUCAAUGACGGUCAUUGCCAUUAUGAAUCCUACGAGUGGUGGCACAUUGCAAGCUAGUCUUUGGCGUAUUCUGGGAACCUUAAUUGGUGCCUUCAUGGGUUGGGCCGCGCUGGAAGCAGGUGGUGGAGGCCCUUAUCUUCUGGCGUUGUUUGCCGUUGUCCUUGCGAUUCCAUUUUUCUAUAUCCAUCUUGCUAGUACCUACAAUAAAGUGGGUAUCGUAGUCCUCGUUACGUACAUGGUGGUGGCUUUGAGUCGAUACGCUGUCCCUGUACCAGGGGAAACAAUUGCUCAGACUGUAUGGAAACGAACCGUUACCAUGAUCGUCGGCAUUUGCGUCGCCAUGUGCCUGAACUGGAUGGUGUGGCCAUUUAUAGCCCGUCAUGCCACGCGAAAAUCUAUAUCCGGCAUUCUGAGUGAAUUUGGCGACUAUUACACCUUUUUGAUGGGAACAUUCUUGUAUCACCACCCCAUGUCUCCUCCCACAGAAGAAGACAUCAAAAAAGCGACAAAAAUUGAGAACCGGAUUCAGUCGUUGAUUGACGCGGCGUCAGUGCUGUUGGAAUUGACAAACCAUGAACCACGGCUUAAAGGACCCUUUCCCAAGGACUUUUACAAGGAAAUGAUUGUAGCUCUUCGUAAUUUGCUGGAUCGUAUGCUAAGUAUCCGUACAGCAUUGACAAAAAUGUCGCCUUUUGUGAAACGAGACAUAUGUGAUCAAGAAUAUUAUCUAUACCGACGUGAUAUGAUUGCAGCCAUGCUUCUUCACUUUCAUACCCUUGCCGCAUCGUUGCGUUCUAAAAUGCCGUUGCCGGUUUAUAUGCCCUCUGCCAGAGCGGCGCGAACUCGCCUCAUCACACAUCGUCAAGAGGAAUCCGAUAAGGAAAAAUGGGUGAGGUUCCGUAACUUGACAUGGUUUGCUAUGGCUUGCUCCACAGAGGAGAUUAUCGAGGAGCUUGAAUAUCUGACGAACCUCGUGAAAUUCAUUGUGGGUGAAAGCAGAUAUGCGGAUAAAGCCAAACGCAUUGACAUGAUCAUGUCAAACGGAAGCACUCAAUGAUGCUUUGUAUAUUUUUUAUUUUUUAUUUUUAUUUUAACUGUAUAUUAAAAAAUCUUCGGGAGUUAUGCACAUUAAAUCAGGUACACGGUCUCUGAUUGGCUAGAAAGCAAAAACAAUACAUUUUACUGGG
Radiomyces spectabilis is the source of this 3829-nucleotide messenger RNA. RefSeq lists its product as uncharacterized. Bases 40 to 3699 code for a protein of 1219 amino acids. The record is from RefSeq and is a predicted model, not a curated record. The transcript has 11 exons. NCBI's taxonomy places the organism in Eukaryota, Fungi, Mucoromycota, Mucoromycetes, Mucorales, Radiomycetaceae.